CAGCUAAUUAGAGCUUCAAUAAUGAUAUUCAUUAGACAAGCACAAUUGACUACCACAACAGCAUCUCAAAGAAAACACCAGCAAUCUACAGGCUCUGUCAAUACUUCUGUGUAAAGAUGAAGGCUAAAUGCAUCUCCUUCAGUAACUUCAACCCAGUGGCUCUCUUCAGUCUCAUACUGUUGGCCAUUGGAGUAAUCUUGGGUGCAGUCAGUAUUGGAAUAGGGGAAUGGACACGUCUCGAGACCGUACGCACCAGCGAGGGUGUUCCAGAUGGUGCGACUCUGAAGAGUGUUGGACUGACAUCUCGUUGUAUCUCCUACACCAUCACCACAGAGAUUCUAGAGCUAGGUCUUAGCCUGGAUCAGCAACCUACAAGUGAGUGUGUUUCCGUUGGUGAUGUGAACUGCUCAAUGGCUGGCCUCCCACUCGUCAGUGCUCUGGACAGAUUCUCUCAUCCAGAGAUACACAACUCCAACGACCAGGACAACUGCAGACAAGUCAAGGAGAAUCUCCAGGCGUCGGCAGUGCUCAUGAUCCUGGGUGUGGUGCUGAGCUUUGUCUCCCUCUGCCUCUUCCUGCCCUUCUUCCACUGGGCUGCCACCAUUGUAGCCGAGGUUCUGGCAUUGUUCACAGUUUUGCUCUACGCUGCCGCCCUAGGAGUGUAUGCAGACACGGAGCAACACUUUGCCGGCUUCUUCACCAUCAACGGUGCAGAAAUAGACGGCUGUUUCUCCUAUGGUUUUGGCAUUGCCCUGGCCGGCUUCAUUGUCAAUAUCAUCGCUUGCAUAUUCGGGUUUGCAGCAAUCAUUUAUGGGAUGUGCUUCAAGAAGAAGAACAUUAAAAAAUAGCGUUCUUUGCAAACAUUUUUAGCAUUAACUAUUUUCUUCAACUUUUUUAAGCUGAUAGACAAUCAUAUAAACAUAUUCACCUACAUGACAUGUACACAAUUUGUAUACUUACGCACCAGUGCUCUAAUAAAUGAUCGUGAACAAACUGACAGAA
Messenger RNA from Halichondria panicea, 1002 nucleotides. RefSeq lists its product as uncharacterized. The record is from RefSeq and is a predicted model, not a curated record. The coding region runs from base 117 to 848 and encodes 243 amino acids. The transcript has 5 exons. Lineage: Eukaryota; Metazoa; Porifera; Demospongiae; Suberitida; Halichondriidae.